Pongo pygmaeus (Bornean orangutan) is the source of this 1264-nucleotide messenger RNA. It is a transcript of the gene PLAAT1, whose product is annotated as phospholipase A and acyltransferase 1. The coding region runs from base 293 to 1114 and encodes 273 amino acids. Gene Ontology annotation, biological process: N-acylphosphatidylethanolamine metabolic process. Gene Ontology annotation, cellular component: cytoplasm. Gene Ontology annotation, molecular function: glycerophospholipid phospholipase A1 activity; A2-type glycerophospholipase activity. NCBI's taxonomy places the organism in Eukaryota, Metazoa, Chordata, Mammalia, Primates, Hominidae. The transcript has 4 exons. The record is from RefSeq and is a predicted model, not a curated record.
GCGACGCCCAGCACAGCGCCUGCAAUGUUGGCUGCGGGAACGUCCCAGACGCGGGUGCGGAGCCGGCGGCGGCAUAAUUGGUUGCGCGGCGCUGGCGCUGGCGCUGCGCUUUGACCGUAGUCGCUGGAGCGCGUGCGUUGCGUGCGCGCGCGGAGGCGGCUGCGUCGGGGAGCAAGAAGUUGCAGGCCCCUGGCGGGCGGGAGGGCGGAAGGGCGAAGCUGGUCUUGGGGCCAAGCGAGGUCUAGCCGGAGCGACUGUGCCCCGCCUCCUGGGCGGAGCGGGCGGCUCCCCGAUGGUCAGAGCCUCUUGCUGGCCCGGCAGCGCCCGGACGCCGGGCCCAGCGCGUCGGCGCCCUGGCGUGCGGGCGUCUCAGAGCCGCGGAGGGGCAGCUGGGACCGUUUCAGCGUGGCGGCGCUGGUGCUGGGGUUGGCCCUGGAGGACGGCCCUGAGUGGUGGCCGGCGCCUGCCUCCCGGGUCUCUCCCGGGUACAGAUGGAGUCGUCCCGCGGCCGCCGGCGGCAAGGUUGGCAGCUGCGAGGCCAAGGGAGACCCCAGGACACACGCAGCUGUCUCCCGGUGCGAGAAGAAGACCCCGGCUUGAGAGUGAGAUGGCGUUUAAUGAUUGCUUCAGUUUGAACUACCCUGGCAACCCCUGCCCAGGGGACUUGAUUGAAGUGUUCCGUCCUGGCUAUCAGCACUGGGCCCUGUACUUGGGUGAUGGUUACGUUAUCAACAUAGCGCCUGUAGAUGGCAUUCCUGCGUCCUUUACAAGCGCCAAGUCUGUAUUCAGCAGUAAGGCCCUGGUGAAAAUGCAGCUCUUGAAGGAUGUUGUGGGAAAUGACACAUACAGAAUAAACAAUAAAUACGAUGAAACAUACCCCCCUCUCCCUGUGGAAGAAAUCAUAAAGCGGUCAGAGUUUGUAAUUGGACAGGAGGUAGCCUAUAACUUACUUAUCAACAACUGUGAACAUUUUGUGACGUUGCUUCGCUAUGGAGAAGGAGUUUCGGAGCAGGCCAACCGAGCGAUAAGUACCGUUGAGUUUGUGACAGCUGCUGUUGGUGUCCUCUCAUUCCUGGGCUUGUUUCCAAAAGGACAAAGAGCAAAAUACUAUUAACAAUUUACCAAAGAGAUAUUGAUAUUGAAGGAAUUUGAGAGGAGGAAAAAAAACCUGGGGUGAAUACUUAUUUUCAGUGCAUCAUUACUGUUCCAGAUUCCUGUGAUGGAUGGCAGCCUCUUUAAUAAAUUGCUUACUGAUAUUAUCUUA